AUGGCUCAGCGCCGUAUGUCAUCAUUAGCUAGUCCUUUCGAAUUAAUGACGCCAAGAGCUCUUGAUGUAAAUGCGAUAACUGAAACGUUAAACCGAAUGUUCCCUUCACUUCAACUUAUCCCUAGUGAUAUCCAAAAACCAACGUCUGAAUUGAUGUGUGUUGUAUAUCAGUAUAUCACCCAGUACAUCAUGGAUAUUCCGGAUGCUGUUUAUACGACACCACCGUUUGCAUUUAGCAACGCCAUGGAUAUGGACUUAUUCACUCAGGCAUAUCCGAAAUUAGUUAUCUUCCAAGCCUUAUCUGCUAUUGUGGAAGAUAUUUCAUCAAAUCAGAUUCAGUUCAGUUAUCUCGAUUUAGUCGCACCAGAACCAGGGCCGACACGAAUUCUCCUUUCUACCCUAAUCAAUUUCAUUGAAUUCACUGCAAAUGCUAUUACGAAAGCGCAUGACAUAUUUAACUCUGUCGAUAGUCGUAAAAGUGAUCUGGAAUCCAAAAAACUUAGUGUUAUUGAUCUUAAUAAUGAAAUACAACACCUGCGUAAUGAUGCAACGACUCGAAAACAUUUGGAAAGUGAGUUCCGUGAGAAAAUGGAGAUCCUAGAACGUAAUAUAAAAGAAACAUAUGUUCAAACCGAAACAAUCCAGAUGGAGAUGAAAGCAAUUUGUGAAGCUAAUAUUGAAAAAGAGAACAAACUGAUGGAAGCACAAAAUGAAAUUAAACGCCUAACAUUUCAAAAUGAUGUUGUUGAUCGUGAUAUUGUCAAUUCGCCUGAUCGUUUGAACGCUGAAUUAACUGAUUUAACAAAGUAUUUGGAAAAUAUUCAAAAGGAAAUUUCUUCAGAAAGUCGUAAGAAAUGGGAAUAUAAGGAAAAACAAAAGGAAAGAAUCAUGAUCGGCCGAUCUAUAGAGCAUUUUAUGGAAAUUCUAAAUAAGUUGCGUGAGCGUCAGAAGGAUGGUGCAAUAAUUGAAGAAACAUUAGCCGCUGCAGAGGAGCAACGAAAUGAAGCGAAAGAAGCUUAUAUGAAUAUAGAAGAGAAAUUGACAAAAGAGAGAAAUAAAUUGCUUGCGAUGGAAAAAGAAUUCGAAAAGGAAGAAUCACUUCACGAGAAAUCGCUAAAAGACAUUAAAGAACAUUUGGCGACAUUAAAUGAACAAGUGAAGGAUAUUCGUCGGCGAAUGCAAGAUUUUGAUAAAGAGAAUGUAGAAGUACAACGAGAAAUCGCGAAAGUAAAGAAUGAAAUUGCAGCAUUGACUCGAACAACGAAUGCAGAUACUAGAAAUUUGGCUACGCGUCUUAACGAAGCUCUUAAUAAAUACUUGGAUGCUGAGAAACUCUACAAAGAAGAUUUCCGCAAAGUGGAUAGCCUACACAAUUAUUUGGUAACCAUGCUGAACGCAUCUAAUGAUGACAGCACUUUCAACACAUCACAUUCAAGCAGUGUGUUGAGUGAACGAAAUAUAAGUUAG
Messenger RNA from Brugia malayi, 1467 nucleotides. It is a transcript of the gene Bma-him-10, whose product is annotated as DZF family protein. Lineage: Eukaryota; Metazoa; Nematoda; Chromadorea; Rhabditida; Onchocercidae. The coding region runs from base 1 to 1467 and encodes 488 amino acids. The transcript has 10 exons. Gene Ontology annotation, cellular component: kinetochore; Ndc80 complex. The record is from RefSeq and is a predicted model, not a curated record.